This is a messenger RNA of Neoarius graeffei (lesser salmon catfish), 2565 nucleotides long. It is a transcript of the gene slc49a3, whose product is annotated as solute carrier family 49 member 3. The record is from RefSeq and is a predicted model, not a curated record. NCBI's taxonomy places the organism in Eukaryota, Metazoa, Chordata, Actinopteri, Siluriformes, Ariidae. Gene Ontology annotation, cellular component: membrane. Gene Ontology annotation, molecular function: transmembrane transporter activity. The transcript is spliced from 10 exons. Gene Ontology annotation, biological process: transmembrane transport. Bases 238 to 1683 code for a protein of 481 amino acids.
GUCACGAGGGAAAGGGCGUGGCUAUAAUUGUCUGACUUUGUAUUGUAUUGGCUCUUUCCUUUCCUUUGUUUACCUGGGAGUCUCAUUAGAAACUUGCUGAACUGGACUGAAGUUUGCUGUUCCCCACAGACGGAUUGCAUGGCUGUCAGAAGGUUUAGUUUAAGACUUUUAACAACUCUUCCUGUUGAAAUGUCCAUCCCACUGCCUGGCUGUGAUUCAGUCUCUUAAAGCUGCUCCAUGGAGAAUGGAGGAGCUGGCAGUGAGGGCUCGGUCCUGCGGGCUGCCUGGAGCUCCACUCAGAGGAGAACCGCAGCGGAGUUCACGCUCUACAGGAGGAGAUGGUUCAUCCUGCUGCUGCUCUGCGUGUUGAACUGCUCUAAUUCCGUGCUAUGGCUGACCUUUGCUCCUGUGGCAGAUCAGACAGCAAAGCAUCUGCAUGUGACUCUGGACCAGGUCAACUGGCUCUCUGUUGUCUACAUGGUAGUGGCAGUCCCUCUGAGCUUCAUCACCACAUGGAUGCUGGAUACACUGGGACUAUGCUGCACUAUGAUUCUGGGCUCGUGGCUCAACAUGGCUGGAGCUGUAGUGAGGGUGGUUGGUGUGCUCAGCUAUCUCCCGCAGUAUACCAUGUUCCCUGUGGUGAUGACGGGGCAGACUCUGUGCUCUCUGGCCCAGCCUUUGAUAAUCUUCUCCCCUACCAAACUAGCAGCUCUGUGGUUCCCCGAGCACCAACGCGCUACAGCAAACAUGAUCGCCUCAAUGUCAAAUCCCCUUGGGCUGCUUUUUGUUAAUAUCUUCUCCCCAAUGAUCCUUAGUAAAACCAACAGUCUUUUCAUGCUGCUCCUUAUAUAUGCUAUACCUGCCAUCGUCGUCUGUUUCCUAGCAACAGUGGGCAUCCGGGAGAGUGUUCCCCCAACGCCACCUUCUGCCAGCGCAGACACCUCCAGCUCUGAACCUUUCCUACAAGGGAUUAAACUGCUGCUGACAAAUAAAGCCUACAUGAUCCUGCUGGUGUGUUUCGGCUCGGGUAUUGGCAUCUUCACCUGUUUCUCCACACUCCUCGAGCAGAUUCUCUGUGUCAAAGGCUACUCGAAUGACUUUGCGGGGUUGUGUGGCGCUCUCUUCAUUGUGUCCGGGGUGAUUGGAGCUGCUGUCCUUGGCCUUUUUGUGGACAAAACGAAGCUGUUCACAGAAUCCAUAAAAAUCAGCAUGUGUCUUACAUCUCUGGCCUGCACCGCAUUUGCAGUGGUUUCUCAGGUGGAGGAGCAGAAAGUCAUAACUGGUGCAGUUUGUGCUCUCUUCGGCUUAUUUGGAUUCGCCACCUAUCCAGUUGCUAUGGAGCUGUCAGUCGAGUGCUCUUACCCAGUUGGAGAGGCGACAUCAGCAGGGCUCGUGUUUAUUUCAGGGCAGGUCCAGUCCAUUGUGUACACCGUGCUCUUACAAGCGCUGACGACAAAACUGACGGAUUCGCCUCGAUCUGUGUGCGCUGCAGGUGAUGAUGCCAACCUGAGCUGGAUGGUGCCUGUGCUGGUGAUGGCUGGAUUGUGUUGCUUAGCUUCCUGCUCCUUUGUCAUCUUCUUCCACACACAGUACCGGCGACUUAAGGCAGAGGCUGACGCCGCUGACAACCACUCCACACAAACAGAGACGCAAGGAGUUAUGAACAACAGCACAAAUGCAUGACAAGACACAGGCUCUAAGCAAUGCACCCAGGAGCAUGUAUAUGUGUACGUGUGAAAAGCCGGGGACAGAAACCACCGUGUUCCUGUGGAACAUAACUUUUUUUUUUUUACCUCAGCAUGGCAUUUUUAAAAUGCAUAAAGUUUAGAUAUUCCCUAAACUCAGGCACUUUUUACUGAAGGAUUUUGUUACUUUUUAAAUUAUGUACGUUACAUUUUUUAAAUAUCAUUCAGUUACGGUUACUAAUUUUAGAUAUUCAGGUACAAACUGAAGCCUUAACCUUUCAACAAGUUUUUUUUUUUUAAAUCAUGGUUGUCAAUUUUCUAAGUAGUCCAGAACAAGAGGUCUUUCACAACAGUGAUUUAGCUUAUAUAAAGUGGUGCAAAUUAUGGGACAUGCAGUGUAAAUAUCAAUAGUUUAUUUAAAAAUACUUAUUUUAUUUAUAUUAUGAAUGGUAUGAAAAUUUCAGUGUGGAUAUACAUGCAUGAGACCAGCAGUCUGGCACAAAUGAAUAGGACAGAACCACUAACUAGGUCAAUGGAGUUCAUCAUGGCCAAAAAAUAAAAAAAUUGUUCAUUUAAUAAAAGUAAUAAUGUGCAAUUUAAGUGUAUGUAGAACGUGCUAAAAGAUGGUAGUUGUAAGGCCAUUUAAAUAUUAAUACUAGAUGUCUUUUCUUUAAAAAAAAGUGAAAAGGUUGAGGCAACGCUUUUUCUUUUGUGCAGUUUUAUACCAUUGGAAAUUCAAAGUUGAACUCUCGCCACUUUUUAGAUAAGCAUGGUACUUAGACCUGUCAAAGCUGCACACAGGACUCCUGUCAGAAAACACAGAUUUUCUGCACAUUGUGAAGAACUGUCUAAUAAAAAAAUCUAAAUCUUUAACACACAA